Capronia epimyces CBS 606.96 is the source of this 2256-nucleotide messenger RNA. RefSeq lists its product as uncharacterized. NCBI's taxonomy places the organism in Eukaryota, Fungi, Ascomycota, Eurotiomycetes, Chaetothyriales, Herpotrichiellaceae. Gene Ontology annotation, molecular function: protein binding; GTPase activator activity. The transcript has 2 exons. Gene Ontology annotation, biological process: intra-Golgi vesicle-mediated transport; endocytosis; endoplasmic reticulum to Golgi vesicle-mediated transport. Bases 1 to 2256 code for a protein of 751 amino acids. The record is from RefSeq and is a predicted model, not a curated record. Gene Ontology annotation, cellular component: Golgi apparatus.
AUGGCAUCGAUGAGCAAGAGAACACAGGCGCGCAAUGAGCGGGAACUACAUGAGCUGCUCCGUCUGCCGGGGAAUUCUCAAUGCGCCGACUGCGGUGCGAAGAACCCUGCGUGGGCAAGUUGGAAUCUGGGUGUUUUCCUCUGCAUGCGGUGUGCCUCUCUACAUCGCAAACUGGGCACGCACAUAUCCAAGGUCAAGUCUCUCAGUAUGGACACCUGGACAGCAGAUCAGGUAGAGAGCAUGAAGCGCAAUGGAAACAUCGCAGUGAAUAAAGUCUACAAUCCCAAGAACAAGAAACCGGACAUGCCGCUCGAUAUUGAUGAGGUGGACUCCGCUAUGGAGCGAUUCAUACGCAAGAAGUAUCAAGAAAAGAGUCUUUCAGAUGGAAAACCAGAGCCUCCACAGCGCGACGAGAUCUCACCUGCAACUUACUCGAGACAGGAAGAACAAGAAUCACCUCCGCCCCCCUUGCCCCCCAAGAAAGGCAGGUUCUUUGGCUUUGGACUUCGUGCCUCGUCAUCUGCCUACACCCUCUCCAAGCAUGACAAGAAAAAGCUGCCAAAAGAGCCUCGCGUUGACAGCGCAUUUCCUAUAUCGACUGACGAUUACGAUUCAAUGUCGAGGAUGGCGGACGCACGCUUUGAUAUGACGGAAGCAGAGCUGCAGCAGAAACUCAACGCGUUGCGGGACAUGGGCUUCACGGACACCGGCCGCAACACGAGCUUGCUGCGACGGCUGGGAGGGAAUGUGGAGAGGACAAUUGAGAGAUUGGUUCAAGAAGGACAAAGAGACACAACCACUUCUUCAGCCGGCAGAAGGCCAAACCCGACCACAAACGCUGAUUCAAGCCGGGACUCUACGGCUGCGUCUGCUCCCGCUACUAGAGCACCCGCGUCGUCAGAGCCUUCGUAUAACCCAUUCACGCAUAUGACCGGCGAACAAACAGUCGGGCUGUCAAUUUCAAAACCUCAACAACCAGCAAAUUCUCCCGCGCAGGUGUACCACAGCACCAAUCCCUUUGGUCCAGCAACUCACACUCAAACCGAGACCGGUCUCGAACAGUCCUUGCAAUCCAUGCAACUUGCUCACCCUCUGUUCCCCCAUAGCACUGGAGGGUAUCCUAGCCAGCCUCCUCCUCUUCAGGAUCCACGUCUGCAAUAUUCUGUCACCCCUCCGGUUCCAUCCACACACUUUCAACAAGGAUAUGUCGCUUCUCCAGCUGCGAUUUCUAUGAAUACAAACCCCUUCUUCCAAUCGACCAGUGGCCCCCCUCAAUCCACGAGCAACAAUCCUUUCCUGCCUCAAACUGCACCUGCAUCAGGUCCUGUGUCUUCGUCUACGCAUCCACUCGUCAGUUACCAGUCCGUCCAAGCAGGGCCACCAGCCCCGCCCCAACAGCGACAGAGUUCACUUCCUAUAACAUUGACCUCGAACCCCUUUGGACUACCACCCGGCCCAGCAUCGUCUCAAACGAUACAAGAACGGACUGCUCCCCAAUUCCAAAUGCAAGACCCCUUUGGCCCUGUUCGGCAGAACCCUUUCGAAACUCAACAGACGCAUAACCCAUUCCUAACACAGCAGAUGCAACCUCAGCAACAACAGGUGGCACCAUCUCAAAGCCCCCAGCCUCCAGCAUCAGGACCAGGGUUUCCCAGUUUCCAGUAUGGCCAGGCCCAGACCCAACCACAGCCGCAACAGCAGAACCCACAGUUCCAGCAACAGGCCAUGUUCCAGCAACAAUUCAAUCAGCAGCCUCAAACUCUCUCCCCCCAGCACACCGGGCGGUACGAUAAGAACACAAUCUUGGCUCUUUAUAAUUAUCCUCAGUUUGCACCAAAACCCCUGGCCUCAAUACCUGAACCGGGCCCGGAGACGGUCGGCUCCGCGCAACCGUCCUCGCAACAGCAUACUUCACCCAUGCAGUCGGGCGAUGUACACUUCCAACCGAACCCAAUAUCCCCGGCCAAGCGCAGCGCCACAAUGCCUGCCUCGAUCUCCAACAUGCACUCUGCUGGAGGCGUUGGGAGUCGCAAUCCGUUCCUCACAAACACGGCUAGCACGACUGCAAACUUCAAUCUCAGUGCCAACCCAAGCAGCCCCGGAUUUGCUGGUGGAAGUGGUACCUCGCCGGCUAGGGCACAGGGCGGCGCAGCUAGACAUCACGCCAGUGCGGACAGCGUGAGCAUCAGUAACCUGGAGAGCGGCCGGCAUAGUCCUGAUGCUUUUGCAAGCUUGAGCGCCCGGUCUGUGAGAUGA